This is a messenger RNA of Nezara viridula (southern green stink bug), 1874 nucleotides long. The record is from the annotation of a GenBank genome assembly. NCBI's taxonomy places the organism in Eukaryota, Metazoa, Arthropoda, Insecta, Hemiptera, Pentatomidae.
CACUUGUAAAGAUAUGCAGUUUAUCUAGGUUGAGUUUUGAAAUGACUAAUACCAUGCACUAACGUUAGUGAAUCACCCAAAAAUUAAUAUUAGAAAUAUUUCUUUUAGUAUUUUAAUUCAUAAGUUCACUAAGUGCCAAGAAAAUGGCUGGAAAUUUACCAGCUUGUGUCAUAGAUGUGGGAACAGGAUAUACUAAAUUGGGUUUUGCUGGGAACAAAGAGCCACAGUUCAUCAUACCAUCUGCUAUUGGUAUUAAAGAAACAGCUAAGGUUGGAGAACAAGCAAUUCGAAGACUUACAAAAGGUGUAGAGGACCUUGAUUUCUACAUAGGUGAUGAAGCUUUUGAAGCAACUGGUUAUGCUGUGAAGUACCCAGUGCGACAUGGACUAGUUGAGGAUUGGGACUUAAUGGAAAGAUUCUUCGAACAAUGUAUUUUCAAGUAUUUAAGGGCCGAACCAGAAGAUCAUUAUUUUCUUCUAACAGAACCUCCACUUAAUACACCAGAGAACCGAGAAUACACUGCAGAAAUCAUGUUUGAAUCGUUUAAUGCUCCUGGUCUCUACAUAGCUGUUCAGGCAGUUUUAGCUUUAGCAGCAUCUUGGCUAUCAAGGAGUGUUGAAGAAAGAACUUUUACAGGCACUGUAGUUGACAGUGGUGAUGGUGUUACACACGUUAUUCCUGUUGCUGAAGGAUAUGUGAUUGGUAGUUGUAUUAAACAUAUACCAAUUGCUGGCAGAAAUAUCACUUACUUUAUUCAAACUCUAUUAAGAGAAAGAGAAGUUGGCAUUCCACCAGAACAAUCAAUGGAAACUGCUAAGGCUGUAAAAGAGAAGUAUUGUUAUAUCUGUCCAGAUAUUGCUAAAGAAUUUGCCAAAUAUGAUAAUGAUUUGGCCAAAUGGAUGAAAAGAUAUGAAGGGAUAAAUGCGAUAACAAAAAAAAUUUUUGGCGUUGAUGUUGGAUAUGAAAGAUUUUUGGGUCCUGAAAUAUUUUUCCAUCCUGAGUUUUCGAAUCCAGAUUUUACCACACCUAUAUCAGAAAUAGUGGACACUGUAAUUCAAAACUGCCCUAUAGAUGUCAGAAGGCCAUUGUACAAUAACAUUGUUCUCUCAGGAGGAUCAACAAUGUUUAAGGAUUUUGGUCGUCGAUUACAGAGAGACAUUAAGAGGGUAGUUGAUGCUCGUUUAAAACUGUCUGAAAAAUUAUCUGGAAACCAUCUGAAGCCAAAACCUAUUGAUGUUCAAGUAGUAUCUCAUCAUAUGCAGAGGUAUGCUGUGUGGUUUGGUGGAAGUAUGUUAGCUUCAACGUCUGAAUUCUUCUCAGUUUGCCAUACCAAAGCUGCUUAUGAGGAAUAUGGGCCCAGUAUAUGUCGACACAAUCCAGUAUUUGGUGCUAUGACAUAGCUGUAACACCAGUUCAAAUAAUUUUUAUUCAGUGCAAUUCACUCUUUAAGUUAAUUCAUUUUAGACCAUAAUUUUAUUCAGUAUUGUUUUAUUAUAUUUUACUUUACUGGUCAUGUACAAUCAUCCCAUAUUGAUCAAUACCUAAUUUUGUACAUUAAUUAUAAUUUAUUUUUUAAAUCACUGUAUUUAUAAACAAUAUAUUUUUAUUUCUAACAUUGAUAAUUUAAUGCAUUUAUUCAUUUAUUUAGUGGUUUAUUUAUACACCAUUUAUAUUACAAAUAUUUAUGUAUGUUUAGUUUUUUAUUAUCUUUGUUAAUUAAUUAAUUAGUAAGCAAUAGCUCUAAUGAAAUUUCAUGUUUUUUAAAAACUGUUUCGUGAAUAUUACCAUUUCUUUUAUUUGUCUAUAUUUUAUGAAUAUUGUAAAUUACACAGUUGUACAAUAUGUAUUAGUUAAUAUAAAGAAAUAAAUAAAAG